Solea solea (common sole) is the source of this 1337-nucleotide messenger RNA. RefSeq names its product zona pellucida-like domain-containing protein 1. Gene Ontology annotation, cellular component: cell surface. The transcript has a single exon. Bases 61 to 1221 code for a protein of 386 amino acids. The record is from RefSeq and is a predicted model, not a curated record. Lineage: Eukaryota; Metazoa; Chordata; Actinopteri; Pleuronectiformes; Soleidae.
UCUCCCAGAGCUCACUGGAGAAGCAAACACAUUUGAGGCACAGCUGAAAAACAAAUAACAAUGAAGAUCCUUAUACUUUUAUUCACCUUGAUAGUUAAAAGUAGUCAGUUAUCACAGUCAGAGUGUGGAUCAGAGUGGAGACGACCACAGCUCACUGAUAUCUCAGUAGAGUGUGGUACUUCGUCCAUUAAUCUGGCGGUUGUCAUUUGCCCAGUCGUCUACACUGGCUACAACGAGACUCGACUGAUCCUGAACAACAUGUGGGACUCGAACUGCCGAGCGACCCUAGACGAAUCCGUGAGUCCACCUGUCGCUCGCUUCAACUUCCCCUUGAAUAUGACCAAUGCCUGUGGAAGCAUAUUCCGGACCACCAGCUCUACAGGAACAGGCAUCUUCUCCGACUUUUCCAACAUCCAGACGGUCAACGUCAGUGGCAUAAUUCGGUCCGAAGAUCUCACUACAGGCAUGGUCACUUACAAUGCCGAGCUGAAGUACUACUACUCCUGCGCCUAUCCCUUAGAGUAUCUGAUCAACAACACCCAGAUUGAUGUGUCGUCUUCCUCCAUUGCCAUCAAGGACAACAAUGGGAGUUUCAUCAGCACGCUGAGCCUAUCGCUGUACAGUGAUGUAGCAUACACACAAUCCAUGACCAUUCCAGAAGAGGGGAUCGAAUUGAGAACUGAGGUCUACGUUGAGGUCAAGGCCACCAACUUGACGGCCCAGUACCACGUGUUACUCGACCAGUGCUAUGCCUCCGUCUCGCCGCUGCCUUCCAACUCGAGCAACUUCAACCUGAUCGUCCCCUGCUCCAAGGACAGCUUCACCACCGUCUACCAGAACGGCGAAAGCCAAAUAGCCCGCUUCUCCUUCCCCGCCUUCCGCUUCAUCGAGCAGCAGGACCUGAUGAUGUCCACCUACUACCUGCACUGCAUCACCCGGCUGUGCGAGAAGAGCACCUGCAGCACGUUCAAGCAAUGCCAGGAGACGAGGAGGAAAAGGGACACCGUGGACGCGCUGGCAGAGGACAUGAGCGAAACGUACACCCUCACUUCCCAGGAGAUCGUCACUCAAGCCGAGCCCGUUGACUCCAAAGAGCAGCAUGUUGCGUAUAAAAACGCUGACUCUACUGUCGGUCUUGGCGUGGCUGUCGGGGUGCUGGCCGUGGCUUGUGUCAUCGCCUUUGGCGUCGCAGCGGUGUUUUACAAAAAGCUCAGAUACUAAGGGAGCGUAUAAAUCAAUGCUUGCCUUUAGGCCUGCGGGCCAAACACGUUGUGUGAGGUGUAUCGUAUCUGCUUGCUUUUUUAUUUUUUUCUGGUGGAGGACUGGGCUCAGCUCAU